AUGCCCCACGCCUUCAUGGACAGCGCCGUGCGGAUUUUACACGUCAACAAGUUGCUCGACGAACGAAACUACUUCCUGAUACGAGAAGUCGCCGCAACGAGCAUAGGACUGUUAUUAGGUGCAUUCCUUUUCGGCAAGAAGGGCGCUUUUGCGGGUGCAUUGAUGGGGGCUUUCAUCGUUUACGAGCCGGUCCCUAAUUACAGGAAACUUCUCGCCGGUGUGAAAGCUCUACCUGACGAGGAUAAAGAGACACUAGCCAGUAUUCUUCACGUCCAAUGUGGCUCGAAGAAUCUUGAAGAGUUCGCGAAAUUUUCCGAAGACGAGGAUAACGCCCGCGACAUUUUCUCGACGAUUGAGGAAUUUCUUCGAUUCAAGAACGCU
Mesorhabditis belari is the source of this 381-nucleotide messenger RNA. Lineage: Eukaryota; Metazoa; Nematoda; Chromadorea; Rhabditida; Rhabditidae. The record is from the annotation of a GenBank genome assembly.